GCUCGACUGCGCGACAUUUUCCAGCGACCCGUUCCAGCUGCGUGUUGGCGUGAGCAGUCCACUCUCUCCACGCGGUGACUUGACGAAAGGUCAUGUGUUGAGCCGUGGUCUCUGGAGGAGGAACUACACGCACAGUGAGUGUUACAGUGACGGCCGCUACGACGACGACGACGACGACGACAGCAACCGUAGGCGAUAGUAGCGGGGAACGAUCGCCCCGAACCACCGGCAGCUACGGUGUAUCCGUACCGACGAAAACGGCGCUCAGCGGCAGCAACAUCAUCCUGCAACGGCGGCACCGACGAGGGCCCUCGCCGUCAACGAAAUCGGUCGAAAAUGUGAUAGACCCAUCCGUGGACGGACGGACCUCGAUCGGGCAGCAGAUAGCGAACUACUUUCUUCGCAUCCGGCGCAGCCGAUCGUCACACGCGGUCACCACACACGGCCAGCCGAACACGGACACCGCCGGUAGCCGCAACCGGACGAACAGCAGCAGCACCGCACACCGACCGACAGCGUACGGUCCGCUAGCAAGCUCGGCCAGCUGCAGCUUUGGCGCCGAAAGCCACGACGAACGGCUGCUGCACCAGUCGGCCAGCUCCGUGACGGUAAGCGUCGGCAACUCGUCCGCCAAUAUGGCCGCCACCGAUGGGCAGAUCAUUCUGGCCGCGUCCCGGUUCGCACCGGACACACCGCCGGUGUACCUGCGGGACUUUGCCAAGAGCGAACUGCCGGCGGUCGGGAAGAUCGUGAAGGGCCAGUACUACAGUUUGGGCGUACCGACGCUGUCCAACCCAUCGCUACAGAGCACGGCACUGUUUCUGAACGCGGGCCGCAAGUACCAGAUCCUGGCGCAACCGAUCAAGAUAAAGGAGGGCCGGAAGAACACAAACGUUGGCCCGAAGGUGCUCAUCCCCGAGACGUACCCCGGCUACUUUGAGCUGCUCAGUGAGGAUGGCCGCUCGACGCGCUGCAUCGAGAGCGUGCUGGAGCUGUCCCGGCGGCGUAACUUUCGCGUGCUGGUGCGCGAAACGGUGCGCUGCAACCACAACAGCAAGUCGCUGCAUGCGGGCGAAAUUCUCACCACGAUCUCAGACAAUGGCAAGUACCUGCAGUGCCGGACGUCCAAGGACGAGCUCGUCAGUUUGCCAUUAGAAGCCAAAGCGAAGUUCUCCCCGAUCGCUAAGGAGGACAGCAUCAGCGGUGUCCACACGGUGCGGAAUUUGCUGCAGAAGCGUAUGCCGGUGACGGUGCGGUUGGUGCACGGCGCCGCCCCCAAGGGACUGAAGCAACCGUUCGUGCCGGAGCUGCGGUUGCUUGGGUGCGUUGAGGUGGACCGGAUAUUUGCGCUGCCGUUGCAGAAAGACAUGGACCUGGUGUCGGUACCGCUCAACGCAAAGAUUAAGAUCCAGCGGGCGAAGAACAUGGAGCAGCUCGAUCACUUCAUCGAGUAUUCGCGGUUUCUGGAUAAGGCGCAACGGUUGCUGGUGGAUGCGCGCGAUCGUCUGCAGAUCAUCGAUCUGAAGCUGACGGACAAGGAGAAGAAGGACUCGGCGAAGGCGGUGGCGGCCGCACACAAAACGAUGGCCUCCACGCUGUCCGGGUUGACGGCAAACGGGUACGUGCUGAAGAAGAGCAACAGCUGUGAUUCGAACCGCUACUCACCGGAGAUCGCUGCCGGUAGUGGCGGUGGCAGCCAGAACGGUUCGAUCGCGGACGAGUACGACGAGAUCGAUCAGAUCUAUGAUUAUGUGCGCGGGUUGGCACCGCUACCGAAAAAUCUGUACAAGUUCGAAGCGAUCGAACCACCGCCGGGUGGCUCUUCACCGACGACGGGUGCCACCACGCCGCUCUCGAACGCGAUGAUCGGUCCGGCCACACAUCAGCACAGCCUCAAGACGGUGGAAAACAUGAAGACGGCCCAAUCGAACGCCCUCAACAACAACAACAACAAUAACAACAACAACCACUACGACACUAGCAACAACAAUUACUGCAACAUCAUCAAGUACUCGAACCACACGCAGCAGCAGCAGCUCCAGCAACAGCAGCCAGUCGGCAGCACGCACCAUCACCACCAUCACGGUCAUCAUCACCACAGCCAUCAGGGUGGGCAUCACCAUCAGCAUACCGCUUCGAACAGCCUCGAAUCGUCGUCCAAGCAUGCCAGUGCGGCCCUCAAUGCCAUCAACAACAAUCACCACAGUGCGGUGGGCACGGUGGACCACAAACCGAUCCCGCCCCCGAUCGAGACGAUCCCGGGCAAGAAGCUGCCCGAAAAGCGCCAACGGCCUACGCUUCCGAAGCUGUACUUCAAGAGCAGUAUUGGGCUGCAUCAGAAGAGCCCCACGCCGGGCACUACCGCCGUUAGUCCGCUGAGCAAUGGAGGCACCAAUGGAGGCGGUGGCGUAGUCCACCAUCCACCGAUCGCCAUCACACCGAAAGAGAUCGCUGUUGAGCCGCAGAGUCCGCUGUUUCACAUCCGGUAUAAAAGCUUAAGCAGCUUGCAGCUAGCCGCGACGACGCCACAGCAGGACUCGCAUCCAGUCACGCCGAUCUCACCCUCCCCGAAAGGUGCGGGGCAGGACAAAAACCAUCUGCUUUCCAAGUCAGCGAGCGCCGCUGCCGGUCCGGGUGCCCGCGAAGGGACGCUCGACUCAUCGCGCAGCGGUGGCCGAACGUCCGGCGACUCGGGGAAGCUGCCGGAGAAAAAGUCCCGCCGGCUUAGUAGACCGCGCAGCCUCUCGAACCUGGUGUGGGAUCUGCGCCCGCACAAGUCAUCGGCGGAGAAGUCCAAGAAGAAGCUUUACCUGCACCAGUUCGAUCGGCAACAGGGAACGCUCUAUCUGUAAAGGCCGUCAUCCAGAUUUCGUCAGUAGAAAUUUAGUCAACCGAAUGGGGGAGAAUGGGGUGGCCGAAUUUGAUAUGUUGUUGAGACGGUUUUUUGGCGCGAGCACGGGCGAUUCACAAACUGGGGGAUGUACUGAGAAAGGAAGGGCGAUAGUAGAAUGAAGCAGAGUGGAUUGUGUAUUGUACCACAUGCAGUGUGUCGUUUACUGUACGGAAGACGAAGGACGGGGGACUCAAAAGUCCCUUCUUUUAAAAGACUCCACUUCACCUUCUCUUUAUCUCUUUCUCACUAACCAUGUGAUCCAUGUUGUGUGUGUGUGUGUGUUGUGUAAUAGUAGCAGAUUAUAUAUAUAUAGAGAGAGAGACAGCCUCCCGCGUAGGAGUAGUAGCCGUAGCAGCAGUAGUAGCAGCAUCAGUAACUGUGUCCAGGCUUACGGGAAGACUCAGCUCAUUUGCUCGAUGUUUAGACAACCGUGCAGGGUUGGUAGAAAACGGCACUUCGGUAUGGCAAAUGAAUAUUACGGUCCCUUCACAUAAAUGCAGCGGCAGCAGCAGAACCGAAACAAGAAUGGCCAGCAUCUUUCUACCGCAAACGGUUCCUCGGGUGCGCGAUCAUGAUCCAGUAGUAGACCCAGACCCAGUAAGCCGAGUGGCUCGUCCGGACGAAGAAAGGCAUCCGGACUGGAAGGCUGGAAUUAGUGUUAGAUUGCGUUUGUUUGCUCGUUUUCCGGCUGUUGUCGUUUUAGUUUUCUUCACGUCCUUUUCUCUCUUUUUUUUUAUUUGCCAUCGUCGUCGCUAAAAGGCUGUGUGGUGUUGAGAAACGUUUCAGUUUACAAGUUUAACUAGAUUUAACGUGUUAGUGAUAGGGCUGUAGAGUAAACCGCAAUCCCAUUACAUACUUUCAGUAGUGAUUCGCUUCGCGGGGGACGGUUUAGUUAUGUGUCCCGUGUCCGGUAAACGGACCAAUUCCAAUGCACACAACCGCGAGCCGUGGCUCGCGCGUUCCAGUGUGACAGUGGCGGAAAGGAUCGAGUACAGGAUCACGCACAUCGCGUGUGAUCGAACGAACGAACGAACGAACGAACGAGUUGUCAUUGGAGAGCUCCGUGACAAGCAUGUGUGUAUGCAGUGUGCGUGUUUUUUUUAUAUUCUAUUAAUUAUCCAAAAAACUUCUCCUCUUACGUCUUAUACGGCGUAGUAUCGUGCGUGGGAACGGUGCAAGAUUUUCUGUUGAAAAAUCCAAGUUCGCUUGCUAUCGAGCAAAAGUGUGCGUCUUGGGCUGAUGGGAUAUCUGGAUAUCUCCAUCUGCAGCCCACCAAUACCCGCCAUGUUUGCGAGCAGAUGAAAUUUUUAUUUUUCAACGCUCCUCCACCAACAGAAGGGAACCAAAAUACCCCCCUGCCCAGAUGCACAAUCACGCGGUGACAAUCGCUGUCCACGCUUGUAGGGUGGUUGUUUUAUGUUCGGUUUAGUUUUUUUUUGUGCUUAAGAUUUAGCAUCCGGUUUACUGCCUCACUACUACGUUUUGCUAACUACUAAGAAUUGGAUCCUCGAUCGGGGUUGAGAAGAGCACCCGCACGCUACUGCUGUAAGCCGUGCCGUGUUAGUAUGCGCGCUAAGGAACAGUCAUUUUAGUUCUUAAUUUAAGUCACUAUCAAUUAAUCCCCUCGUUCUUUUUAAUAAACAAAAA
This is a messenger RNA of Anopheles moucheti, 4540 nucleotides long. RefSeq names its product midnolin homolog (gene sano). The record is from RefSeq and is a predicted model, not a curated record. Lineage: Eukaryota; Metazoa; Arthropoda; Insecta; Diptera; Culicidae. The transcript has 3 exons. The coding region runs from base 636 to 2852 and encodes 738 amino acids.